UCGAGUAUUCCCUCUGGGAGAGUUCGUUGUCAAUCGUUGUAGCACUUUCAUUGGACCUGCCGUUCCUUCCCUCUUUCCUUCCUCCCCCAAAACAUCCACCAUCAAUUCUUUCAAGGCCACGCCUUUGCUCCAGCUUGAUACCCACCUCGACCACGGAAGCCUUGCAUUGAUUCGAAGUAAUCCUUUUUUUUCUUCUCUUUUCACGUACAGCAUUUUACGAGAGGCUCGAGAUAUUCUCUACCCUCUCAGCAAAUCAACUAUAUUUCGACUUCGACUUAACGCAUUGUCACUUCAAAGUUGCGAUCGAAGUCUUGUUCCUACACCAACAUGCCCUCACACGGGGCCACCGUGCCUCAACGGCAGCCAUACGAUCAUCGACAUGAUAACGAGAGAGAAGACUGGGAAGAAUGGGAAGAUGAAGAUGUGGUUACCCCAAUCAUGGACGAUGACCAAGAGCUCAUCAUGGACAAGACGGCCGCUCCCAGUCCCCUCAGACCAAACAAACCGGCUUCGACGAGAUAUUCGCAGCCUCGAUACUCAGUUCAAAAGCUGAGGCGCCUCAAGUCCCGCCAGCGGCAGAAGGCGCAGAAUGCCAAAGCAGGGAUCAAGGUGGUAACGGAUAUGGCAACAUUGCGACAGCAGCAACAGAGCCAACCGAGCCGGGUUCUUGAUCUCGAGCAGCCCAAGUUCGUCGACGCAGCAGCAUUGAGAGCCCUCGAGGGCUCGCCCAAUUCUACGUCAGUUGGCAACUGGAACUGGCUGAAGAUGAAGAAGUCGGACCCAAACGCAAAGUCUCCUCAAAGCGCCGGCCGCAGCCCACUGGAGCAGGACCUAUCCCCAAACGACCGUCCGAUUGUUAUUGGCAUCGCGUUGCCGUCUGAGAUGGCCGACAGAGAAAUUAGUCCUCAAACGGCCGUCAUUGAGACGCCGCACGACCUACCGCCGAAAUACACCAACAAGCCUACCAUGACGGGCAAGCCAGUCACUUUCACACCAUUGACUCCCUCACAGCAAAAGUCUGUGUGGAGUCCAGACACACCAGACACCACCUCUCCUUUCCAGUCACCACACCGCACUUCUAGCAUUUAUUCUCAAGCAACAGGCCUUGGAGUUGGAGUUGGUGCUGGUGUUGCUCAUGACGCUCCUCCUGUUCCUGUAGUGCCUUCUACCUACAAACAACAAGAAAGAGUAGUGAGCGUCGUUCUCAAGAACAGGGAUGACGAGGACGAUGAAGGAGGUAGCCCAUGCACCUUGUUUGAGGAGGAUGGGACAGCCACGAAUCGACAAAAGCCAACAAAGGCCAAGGAGGCAUCGAAGAGCCCAGACAGCGCGGCAACGCAGACUCGUGGUUGGUGGGAUCACAUUACGACACCCUUUCUAGAGAGGAAGAGUCCUGUUGUCCCACCUCAGAAGAGUGAAUCACAGCCAGUCAACUCAUCAUCGCAUGACGACUGGUGGAGUGAAAAGGGUGCCAGGAUUUCGAUCUCAGAAACAAAAGCCUUACAACCUACGGUAUUCAAGCCACAGGAAGUUCAGCAAGUUAUUGUUCAGGGACUAGGCCUUCCAGCAUCUCCAAGACCAUCACCACGCAAUAUAGAGGCCCCGAUAGUCAGAGUUCCCACUCCGAGAAGAACUCCAUCACCACUCAUGGACCGACGGGAUUCUUCACCUGCAUCGUCUUCUCGGUCAGCUACUCCUCGACUGCAACCCCGGUCAGAGAAAACACAUCUUGCCGAACCCAGCCCAGCUCCCUCAGAGCAGCCGCCCCCAUACUCUCCUCCUCCGCAACAGAAGGCCGUCAGAUAUCGAGCUGUCUUUCCCGCAGGGCACCCAUUGCAGUCACUUUACCCCCCAUCUCCGGGACCAAUCUCGCCAGCCAUUAAUGGGACAAUGAGUUCUCAAGGUGGCAUCAACAUGACCGACAUACCCUUGACACCAGCGCCGGGAGGCAACAGCCCUGCUCCUGGACAACAAGGUCGUCUUCCAGAACGAUUUGCUGGCACAUUUGUGCCACCGGAACAUUUCCUUGCAGCCGAAGGAAAUGGCCAUCGCGUUGAGCGGCAGCUUCGUCGCCACGAAAAGGAGGAAAUUGCAGCUCGCAAAGCUGGAGGUUUCUGGAAAGGCCGUGGGUGCAUCCCCGCGAGUGGAUGCUAUGGUCGCAGCGGUCGUGAAGGCCGAAAGAGAAGACGCGUGUGCCUUGGUGUAUGCGGAGCCAGUCUUUUCCUCAGCAUUCUCAUCAUUGUUCUCUGUGUUACCCUCAUCCCGCGAAACCACGUAUCUGCGCCAGUCGACAGCAUCUUUCUCAAUCUCACAAACUUCCCUCCGAUGCCAACUGGAGUUCUCUCAGUUGUUAGCCCAGACAACACCGCCGCCGUCACUGGCUGCAGCAGCCCUUCGACUGUUUGGAGCUGUGCACUUCCCAAGGAAGAUCAGGAAUCUGUGGCCCCCAACCGUCCCAACCAGCCGACUUUCACCAUGCAGAUCCAGUGGGAUAACAACACCCGCAAUCUGUGGAAUGUGCCCAAUGGUGAACCUCCUCGGCCUGGAUCUACAUCUAGGAAGCGGCAAUUGAACCUUGGCGGUAUCAUAGCCAGGGCUGGGGCAAUUAUCAAAAGACAGAACCCAGUAUUCACCCCCAACCCAGCCCCCCCUUCCUUUGAGGAAAUGUAUUUUCUCGGAAAUACGACAGACAGCAUUCUGUCUGAUGAUAAAGCCGGCGAGCCGACUCCGUUUUAUCUCAGCAUCCUCAAAUCCGCCAGUGAGACUGUCAGCCCUUACGCCCUGGGUAAGCGUCAGAGCUCAAGGAACUCGACAGAUGAUUUUGGCAUUACGCUGCCGGCCCCAGACCUUGAAACAGACGGCACCGGAGCCCCUGCCCAGCUUUUCCCACACGCCAUUCAGCAGCCCGUUCGACUGUAUGACCGUGGCCUCCCAACGGAGCACUACGGUUUCUACACCUACUUCAAGCGCACCAUCUACCUCAAGUCUGUCACCACCCUCAACGGGACUGAAGGCGAGAGCAACGUGCCGCUCGACAAGGACGGCGGAUCUCGCAGGAGCGAGGCCAAGUUCCUCGUGACGUGGUCUCAGACACGUUUCCUCGUCCAGAUCUGGACCCGCUCGGCGAACACCACACAGCUACUCGCCGCGCCUGGCACCAUGCCGUACCCCGUCACGAUCAAGACGGAUACUCACGGCGGCGAGUCGGGCGAGAAGUUCGUGUGGCACUGGCCCGUCAAUGAUCGCCAGGGCAUCGACACGAGUACACCGAAGCUUCUUCCCAAUGAUAUAGGCUUUGGAGGAACGACCGUGAACCCGCGGAAGGAUAAGAAUGCUUCCUUUGGCGGUUUCGACGGUGGCACCGGCGGCUGCCGGUGCGAGUGGGUUAAUUUCAUUGCUAGGAGGGACAGCGGUAACUAAAGACAAUGAGUACUUCACAAGUAACCAUGGUAUUCGAACGUCGGUAUGGGUAUAAGAGCCGACUUGUAUAGGGAUACGAACAAGAUCAUGGAGUUAGAAACGGGAAAUAUUAGCAUUAUGAGCAUCACUACAUUGCAUGGAUGGUACACGGGAGGAAAAGUAUUUCAAGAAUGCAUGGCAGCUAGAAUCUGCCCAGUAUCUUAAUCAAUGAACUAUUCCAAGAAACUCAUGUAUCGGAAAU
Messenger RNA from Colletotrichum godetiae, 3661 nucleotides. RefSeq lists its product as uncharacterized. The coding region runs from base 328 to 3420 and encodes 1030 amino acids. The record is from RefSeq and is a predicted model, not a curated record. NCBI's taxonomy places the organism in Eukaryota, Fungi, Ascomycota, Sordariomycetes, Glomerellales, Glomerellaceae. The transcript has a single exon.